Messenger RNA from Hansenula anomala, 897 nucleotides. RefSeq lists its product as uncharacterized. The annotation marks the transcript as partial. Lineage: Eukaryota; Fungi; Ascomycota; Saccharomycetes; Phaffomycetales; Wickerhamomycetaceae. The record is from RefSeq and is a predicted model, not a curated record. The transcript has a single exon.
GGUAUCGGUAUUGGCUCUCUAUUAGAGAGUGCUGGUCUCGAUAAUGUUGCUACUCUAUCCUAUGAAGAAAUUGCCAAUGUUUCAAGUGCUGACUUGAACUCAACUUACUUGAUUGAUUUGUAUAAUAAAGUUAAUGAUGACCUUUCAAGUGAUGAAUUUGAUGGUGCUGUUAUUGUUCAAGAUAGUCAAUAUUUAGAGGAUACUGCAUUCUUUUUAGAUUUGGUUGUUAACUCAUCAAAGCCAAUUGUUUUGACUAAAGAUGUUUCUAUCUCAAACUUGCUCACUGAAGGUGCUUCAAACUUAUACGACUCUGUUUUAGUCGCUGCUUCAGACUUGGCUGCUAAUCGUGGGACUUUAGUGGUUACUCAGAAGCGUAUUGCAAGUGGCUUCUAUGCGAAGAGAAUCAACUUUGAUUCCAUUGAUGCUAUUACCUCAAACCCACAAGGUUUGAUUGGAAAUAUCUAUGAAGGUAAAGUCCAAUGGUAUUAUGAUGAAAGUGAUUUAUUAACUUCUGACUUGGAUUUCACUUUGGAUGAAGUUGAUAGUCUACCAGAUGUUGUUGUUUUACAAAACUAUCAAGGAUUUAGCUCUGGAAUUAUUUCAGCUUUGGGUGAAUCAUCUAUUGAUGGUGUCGUUUUAGGCUCUUCCCAAUCAACAGAUUCAUUUUCAAAGGAUGUUGAAAAAGCCAUUGAAGGUUUGGCUCAAAGUGUCCCAGUUGUUUUAUCAAACGAUCAACCUGGCAGUACUGUUAGUCCAGAUGAUUUGUUUUCAAAUGUCACAAUUGCUGGUGGUAUCUUGGAUCCAGUCAAAUCGAGAAUAUUAUUACAAGUCUCAUUGGCGGCAGGUUACAACAGUACUGAAGUUAAAGACAUCUUUUCAACUGUUUUCGGUGGUUGA